Ananas comosus (pineapple) is the source of this 2289-nucleotide messenger RNA. Its product is annotated as pentatricopeptide repeat-containing protein At1g74630-like. Gene Ontology annotation, biological process: RNA modification. The record is from RefSeq and is a predicted model, not a curated record. The transcript has 2 exons. The coding region runs from base 136 to 1611 and encodes 491 amino acids. Gene Ontology annotation, molecular function: RNA binding; protein binding. NCBI's taxonomy places the organism in Eukaryota, Viridiplantae, Streptophyta, Magnoliopsida, Poales, Bromeliaceae.
UUUUCCCCUCCUACUCAUGGACUCCUCAAACACGACGACGACCACCACCGCCACCUCUCCCUUCCCCUUCUCCUCCCUCAUCCCGACCAUGUACUCCACCUCAAACCCUAUCCCUAACCCUAACCCCUCACAUCCAUGGCGACUCCUACCCCCCACCUCCUCCUCCGCCGCUCCUCCGCCCCCUUCCACCUCGCCCAAGCCCACGCUGCGCUCCUCAAAGCCGGACUCGCCCACCGCCGACGCUUCCUCUCCAAGCUCGUCUCCCUCCUCGCGCUCUCCCCGCACGGGAGCCUCCCCCACGCGCGCGACCUCUUCGACUCCGCCCCGCCCCGGCUCCAGUCCCCGCCGCUCUUCGCCGCGCUCAUCCGCGCCUACGCCUGCGGCCGCGCCUUCGCCGAGUCCCCGCUCCCCGAUUUCCCCCGUAAGGGCGCCGAGCUCCAUUGCCGCGUCGUCCAUCUAGGGUUUGCGUAUGACCCAUUUGUUCAGAACUCCUUAAUCUUCAUGUACUCGAAAUGCAGUAACCUCCACGACGCGCGGAAGGUGUUCGGCGAAAUGGCCGAGAAAACCCUGGUCUCGUGGAACGCCAUGAUCGCCGCGUACGACCGAAGCGGCGACCGGGCGGCAGCGGAGCGGCUCUUCCGGGAAAUGCCUGAGAGGAAUGUGACGUCGUGGAACAGCAUGAUAGCCCGGCAUGUGCGAGCAGGGGACACGCGUGCCGCGCAGAUGUUGUUCGACGAAAUGCCUGAAAGGGACGCAAUCUCGUGGAACUCCAUGAUCGCGGUGUAUAUUCGCGCUAAGAAUCACAAGCGAGCUCUAGAGCUUUUUCGCCAAAUGCAAGCUAAUAAUAUCAAGCCUACGGAGCUUACGCUUGUUUCAGUUCUUGGGGCUUGUGCCGAGACCGGUGGGUUAGAGAUAGGGAAGGAGAUUCAUAAUUAUUUAGAAAAUAACCACAUUACAAUUGAUGGGUAUGUGGGUAAUGCUUUGAUUGACAUGUACUCAAAGUGUGGUAGCUUGAAGCUCGCAAGAAAGGUGUUUGAUGAGAUGCCUAUGAAGCAUGUUACUUGCUGGAAUUCAAUGAUCACAGGUUUGGCGGUUCACGGCCAUUGCGAAGAGGCAUUUGACCUUUUCGCCUCCAUGGUGAGGGAGCUGAAUGGUGUCGCGGAACCAAACCGUGUCACAUUUCUUGCGGUUUUAAUUGCCUGUACCCACAAGGGUUUGGUGAAGGAGGGGCAAAUUUAUUUCGAUCGAAUGGUUAAUGAGUAUAAGAUAGAGCCUGAUAUAAAGCACUAUGGUUGCAUGGUUGAUUUGCUAAGCCGAUGUGGUAUGGUUGAAGAAGCUUAUCAGAUGAUUAAGGAGAUGCCCGUCAAGGCCAAUUCGGUGAUGUGGAAAACCGUGUUGGCAGCUUGUCGAGUACAUGGGAAUGUGGAGUUGGGAGAGAAAGCAUUUAAGGAGCUUCUUGAAAUGGAUUCCAUGGGAGAUGAUGUAGUUACGAUGUCGAACAUAUAUGCAGAAACUGGCAGAUGGGGUGAUGUCAAGCGUUUGAGAAGUAGGGUGACAGGUUGUAACAUUUGGAAGCAAGCGGCUUGUAGUCAGAUCGAGCUGUUGCAUUGAAGUGGGCCACUCUUAAGCUAGAAGCAAAAUCUUCAAAUAUAAGCUUAUGUGUUCUGAGACUAGAAGCUUGUUUCUGCUUCUUACCACGGCUAGGAGCUCUGGGUCAUUAGUUUGGUCAACACCUAGCUUCUGCUUCAUGAAUGAAGCUGUAUAGUUGCACGAGUCAACCACUCCAUGGUACAGAAGACAGUUAUGUAGUUCAUUGGUUCAAGAAACGACUAUACAGAAGACUUUUUAUAAGCAUUUACGAGCAUAUCCUCCCUUGGUGAAUCUAACUCAGGAACCAAUGUUGAGUACUUACGCUUCACGAUACAGGUUGAUGCAGAUCUCUGCUUUUGCGGAAUGGUUUUUUCAGCUUUUGCUAUUUUCUCCAGCUUAACGGCUCUUAAGUGCUGAAGAUGAUUUUGUGGACUAGAGCUGCGAAAGGCGCUUUUCAUUGGAGCUUGUUAAAUCAAUGUAUAUAACUGAUCUGUUUUUGCCAAAUAGUUGGCUUCUUCAAUUGUAUGGAGAAAGAUAGAUCUAUAGACGCAAUAUUUGGCUUAGUUCCUCUGAUAUGAAUCAGUAGAUACCAUCACUGCUUGCAUUGCUUGCUGUAAACUUCCAUUCCAGUGGGAACUAAAGGAUGUGAUGCUGCUGCUUCUGUAGAAUACUAUUGUUUGUGAUUCUAUUGUUUUAUUC